Molecule: messenger RNA, 7965 nt
Organism: Parasteatoda tepidariorum (common house spider)
Lineage: Eukaryota; Metazoa; Arthropoda; Arachnida; Araneae; Theridiidae
Biological process (GO): signal transduction
Molecular function (GO): 3',5'-cyclic-nucleotide phosphodiesterase activity
Source: RefSeq, a predicted model, not a curated record
GUUCGAGUUUAACCGCUGAAAUAAACCUACCAUAAUUCUCAUGCUAUUAAAGAGACCGAUCAUCAAAUUCUAAGCGGAUGGCUCAAAAUAAUCGGAAACAAGAUUUAAAGGAAUUCGCAAUGGAUACUCCUAAACGGGAAUCAACACUUCCGAGAUUUCGUAGGAGUGGGUGUGCUGCAACGAGUUUUUUCGAGUCGCCUUUAAGUAGUAUUAUUUCGAAGUCAUCGACACUUGGUAGGGCGGGAAAUCGUUCGUCUUCUACCGGUGAACAAAAAGAAACUGCAGCAGAAAAAUUGUACCCUAGAUUUGACAGUUUGCUGGAGCGUAAUUCUAAACGAGAUGGCAGGAAAUUACCAUCUCAAGAUAUUCCAGAUGUUCGGGCGACAGCUUUUGAUCACCAUCGGCAAUCACCCAGCCCUCAAAGACGUAACGUUAGCCCACCUAUUUUAAAAUCACGUUUAAUUAAUUCAAAUUUGCCUUCUGGAAAUUUAAAUUUACUCCACACAUCUACAUCAAUUGAGCAAAAAGAAAAGCCUGCAUCUGAUGGUGGAUAUCAGGAAUUUAAAGCUCUUCAUUCUAGAAUCAGAGAAGGACGGUCUUUGAAGAAUGUGAAGCAGUUGUCCUCUUCAUUAAGUACCUUAAAUACUUCUUUGCCUACUAAUGACUUCAGAUCAGCACCAUCGAAAAGGUUCAGCACUUUGCUCUCUUCCGAUACCUCCAUAAAGGACAAAACUAGGGAAAACAACCCUUCUCCGCUUUCCAAUAGAGAAUAUGGUAACUUUUUCAAGAAAGAAGAUCCUAAACCGGUUAUUUCAGAAUCAGCAAAAAAUCAAAAUGAUAGCCAUAGACUCCAUAAUUCUGGUAAACCUGAGAUUGGCUGUGACAGGAGCAAACAGAAUAAGUAUCUUCAAAAAUAUUUGAAUUGCUCUAGUGGAAAAAAAGGGAGUAGCAGUUUAGAACGAGAGAAAAUGGAGCAGAAUGUGCUGAACAACAGGAGAGAAUCAAGCAUUCCCAAAGACAAUUAUGCUUCAUACCGUUGGCAAUCCAAGGAUCCUGAAGAUUCACCAUUAUCACCAAUUCGAACUCUAUUUAGUCCAAUUAGCAGUAGCUCUUUUGAAUGUAAUGCCAAAUCAUCCCCAACAAACGAAAUAGGUUCAUUUAAGUCACCAAUAACUGAAGAAAAUAUCAAGGUGACAUCAAAAAAUAAAUCUUCAGUUGGAAAUAAUUUUAACAACAGACCAACUAGCCUUGAUAUUAGGAAAGGAGAAAAUUCAUCAAUACUCAUGAAGGAAAAACAGCUUUCAUCUCCUGAAAAAGCAAAUAUUCAGACCAAUAUUAGGCCAGCUAGUCUCAACCUUAAAAAAGGAGAAAUUGCUUCAGUGCUCACGAGGGAAAAACAACUUCCAUCUCCAGAGAAAAUAAAUUGCUUUUCUCCUCAAAACGAACAACCACUCUAUAAACGGAGCUUAUCAAAUGAAGAUUCCCCUAGCACAAAACGUGGUGAAGAUUUCAUUGAUAAAGAAAUUAUAUCAAGGCCAAUACUCGCUAGAGAUAAAAUUAGCUCUACAAGCACCAUAAAAAAAUCAUUACCAAUUGAACAGAGCAUGAAAAGUAAUAUUUUCAAUAAGCCAAAUUUUAAUUUGAUUAACUCUGGAAAUAAAAAUGUUGGGUUUUCAUCAGCAAUACCCAAUGAAAAACUGGAUAAGUCAGACAUAAAUACUAACGGAUAUAGCACUUCUCAAAAUUCUUCAUUUGAACAAAAGUCAGAGGAAUACCAUCAGGAAGAUUCACCAGUUAACACAGAAGAUUUUUGGAGUCAAUCGGAAAUACAGAAAAGUGAUUCACUAUCUAGAGAUUUAAACAAACAAAGCAUUUCCGGUCUUUUCUUACAUGCCAAUGAAAACAAAAGAGCUACUAAUGCACGUCCAUCAGAUCUUUUUCCUGAAAAAAGUAUUGCCAACAAAGGCAAUAUCGAUUUUUUGAAAGAGAAAGAUAAGACUAGUUUUGAAGAGACUCCAAUUGAUCCAAAGCCAAGUGUCCCUCUAUCAGAAAAACCAUAUGAGGCAAAUUUCAAUGAUCCCAAAACUUGUGGGAAUCUUCGAAACGAAAAGGAUUUAACCUCUAAAUUUGUAUUAGUUGAUAAAAAUAAUGAAAGGAACUUUGAAAUUUUACCUAUGGAAAGAAGAGAAAGAAAAAUUAGUUUCCAGAGAUUGGAAGACAGACCUGAUAUGAUAAUUGAAGAAAAUAUAUCGAAAGACAAUGAAAGUGAUAUUGAGCAAGAUUUUGACACUAGCCGUGCCAUUGUGUUUUCGGGUCCCAUGAACAGACGCACUAUUCCAAACAAUCGUGAUAUGAUUGGAUUUGAAGAUAUGCUAAAUUUUGCUCAGAAUUCUACAGAAAUGCGAGCUACCGGUACAAAAAUGAGCUUUGAAAAAUCGGAAAAAUCAACAAUGGAAGCAUUUGCAGCUGAAUUCCAGCAAGAAAAAAAAUCUGCAGAAUUCCAUUUUUCAAAAAAAGAUAAUAUUAUGCCAGGAUAUAAAUCGAGCGAAGAGCCUGAUAAAUCUAAAUCUGAAAAUAAAGUCUGUGUUUUUAAAAGUAAUGGAUCACCUCAAUUUAGUUCUUCAAACAUUCCAGACGAAUUCGACAACGAAAUGAAUGAAAAAAUGAAUGGGUUAUUUUCAAAGGAACGAUUUACGCGUGGUGGUAAUUUUCGAAGCGGUGAUGUUGAGUCUAAUUCUAUGUUUGAGAGUGGUAUAAAUAAACAGAACAGAGUUUACAGUGAAAUGAGUUCUCAGAGAAGUGCUUUUCGAACUGAAAAAACACAGAGGUCAAUUAUUUUGAAUCAGAAAUCUUCAUCGACAUCGACAUUCACUCGACGGCUUCAAAUUGGCCAGAGAACUGUACGUCGAACUUCAAGAUACACUCGUUUUGAUACUCAAGAUGAGUCGCACGAAAAAGAAGCGUCGUCGAGUUCUAACACAGGACUUGUGUUACAAAAUCUGCCGCAGCGUAGAGAAUCAUUUUUGUAUAGACCAGAUACUGAUGUUGAGCUUUCUCCAAUAUCUAGACACUCAUCUAUAGGCAGCGAUGUGAAAAAAAACAAUACCGAGCAAGUUAAAGCAGUAAACUUACAUUGUGAAGAUUUGAUUGUCACACCUUUUGCUCAGAUUCUUGCCAGUUUGAAAAAUGUUAGAAACAACUAUGUCUGCCUUACAGAUGUUUCAGAUAGGGCAAACAGACGACCUUCAAACUCUUCUAAUACUCCCCCGCCUUCAAAGCCUCUUUCUGAUGAUGAAUUUAAUAAAUUGGCCGGUGAAACUUUAGCUGAGCUUGAUUGGUGCUUGGACCAACUAGAAAAUAUUCACACUCACAGAUCAGUGGGUGAUAUGGCUUCGAGCAAGUUUAAGAGAAUGCUUAACAAAGAACUCAGCAUUUUCUCUGAUUCAAAGUCUGGGAGUCAAAUUUCUGAAUAUAUUUGCUCGACAUUUCUUGAUAAGCAACAGGAACUUGAUUUACCUGCUCUUUGGGGAGAUGAAGCUCAAGAUUUUUCAAGACAGUCUAAAACAAGUCAAACAAUGUCACAAAUUUCUGGUGUUAAAAAGCCACUUUGUCAUACUAAUAGCCUUACCAAGCUGCCUAAAUUUGGAGUUGAAACUACAUAUGAAGUGGAGCUUGGAAAAAUGUUAGAAGACACAAAUAGAUGGGGCUUAGACAUUUUUAAAAUAGAUGUUUAUUCAGAACAGCGACCUUUAACAGCAGUUGGACAUAAAAUAUUUAGAGAUCGAGAUUUACUGAAGACUUUCAACAUUCCUUCAAAGACCCUUUUAAAUUUUUUGAUGACUUUGGAGGAUCAUUAUCUCAAAGUGCCAUACCAUAAUAGAAACCAUGCUUGUGAUGUUACACAAUCUGUCCAUGUGUUAUUAUCUUCGCCAGCUUUGGAUUCAGUUUUUACUGAUUUGGAAAUACUUGCUACACUAUUUGCAGCAGCUGUCCAUGAUGUCGACCAUCCAGGUGUUACUAACCAAUAUUUAGUUAACUCGAGUUCUGAGUUAGCUUUGAUGUACAACGAUGAAUCUGUUUUAGAAAAUCAUUCUUUAGCUGUUGGAUUUAAACUUUUACAAGAUGAAAACUGUAACAUUUUUGCGGAGCUAACUAAAAAGCAAAUGCAGACUUUAAGAAAAAUGGCUAUUGACAUGGUUCUCGCUACUGAUAUGUCAAAGCACAUGUCCCUCUUAGCAGACUUAAAGACUAUGGUUGAAACAAAAAAAGUUGCUGGAUCAGGUGUCUUACUGUUAGACAAUUAUACUGAACGAAUUCAAGUUUUACAAAACAUGAUACAUUGUGCAGAUCUCAGCAAUCCUACAAAACCUUUAGAAAUAUAUAGAAGUUGGGUUGAUUUAAUUAUGGAAGAGUUUUUCCAACAAGGAGACAAAGAAAGAGAAUUAGGUCUAGAUAUUAGCCCUAUGUGUGAUAGGCACAAUGCAACUAUUGAAAAAUCACAAGUCGGGUUUAUUGAUUAUAUUGUCCAUCCACUAUGGGAAACAUGGGCUGAUCUAGUGCAUCCUGAUGCUCAGGACAUAUUGGACACUUUAGAAGAAAACCGUGACUGGUAUCAAAAUAUGAUUCCAGUUAGUCCAGAUUCAAAAAAUCAAGAUGAUGAUUCAGAUCGAAACAGCCAUUCAUCUGAACUAGCUGCUGCAGCAGAAAGAAUUCAGUUUCACAUAACAUCAGAAGAUGCAGAUGACGAUGAUGAUGACGAUUUUAGUCAUGAAGAAAGCUGAGGUAGUUGUGAUGCAGUUUUUGGCUAAGCUGCAGCAUAUUUAAUUUGCCUAUACAUUUGCGAUACAAAGCAAAGUCUUAUGCGAAAAGAUUUUUCUCUUUUGCCAAAUGAAAUCUGUGUUAAGAAAUGUCAAUGAAACGAAUGUGAAAAUGUAGAGUUGUAUAUUUCACUGUGCAAAAUGUCUUUGAUUAGCUUUCAUAUUAUUUUUUAAAAACAAAUUACAGCUUUAAAGAUUACUAAUUUUUUAAUUUAGAAAUCAAAGUACUUAUUUUGGAUUAUUUUUUACUGAAAAAUCACAUUUUAAUUAAGCCUAAUAAUAUGAUUUAGAAUAAGUGUUUUAGCAUUUUGAUUUUCUCUUGAUGGUUAGCAAAAAAUUUAAAACAGGAUGAUUUUCACAUGGUAGUAAUUUUUUUAAACAAAUUUCUCAAAAUAUAAUAAUUUCAAGAAUUUUACAAGAAAUGAAAUAUGGAGGAUUUUAAGCUACAUUACUGUUUUAUUUAUUUAAUACUACACUGGUAAUUAAAAUAGAUUGUUUUUAAUUAUGCUCUUUUUAACUGUGUUUUUUACCAUUUUUUAAAAAUUAAAAAUAUGCUGAUUUUCUCAAAAUUAUAAUAUUUUUAGGAUUAAAUUACUUAUGCUUUUAUUAAAAGAAUUAUUAAAGAAGCAUCUUAAACAAAUAUACAUAUAUUUUUUUAAUCGGUGAUGAGUGUUGCGGCAUUUAAUAUUGCAAAUGUAGUUGCAAAAUCAAGACAUUUUCUUCAAUUUAUAGAAACAAACAUGAAGAAUUCUCUUCCUCCAUGGCUUACUUCCUAAAGUUAAGGGUUGCCUGUAUCCAUGUAUAUAAAAUCAUUCAUGCUCAUCUUCGGAAAUUGCAUUGGUAUUUUACAACUUACAGUUUUAUUGUUAAUAUUCAUAUAAGUGACCUUAAUAAUAUGUGUCAGCUCUACAUUGAAUUUUCAUGAUGUAUGACUAAUUUCUGUUUGUUUUAAAAACUACUCAUGUUUGAAUUGUUGUGAGAUGUUUAUUUUUAUAUUCAUAAGAUUUAUAUUGCAUAAUUUCAUGUUGUUAGCAUUCACCUUUGUUGUGAUCCUUCUUGUUUUUUCCUCCAGUCGUUGUGAUUAAAGCACAAAUUAACAUUUAUUUUUUAGUUGUGCAUUAAAUUACCUUUUUAUUAAACCUGAUGAGCAUGAAAUUACUAUUAAAAAUGUGAUUACGCCGUUAAUAAUUUAAUCUAGUCAAUUAGUUUUUAACAUUUUUUUUUCGGUAAUUUUAUUUGCAUUACAAUUAGUUAUACUGUAGUUGAAUUAUGGUUUCUAACAAUGCUUGAGUGCUACUAGAUUAUAGAACUCUUCCUACUUAAAAGUCUUCUGCGGUAUAAUAUGUUAAAGAUUGUUUUUGAGUUAUUCAUUUAAAUUUGCAAAAUUUAUUACUUUUGAUUUUUGUAUUACCAAAAAGUUUCUUAAUUUUAAUUGCUAAAUUAAUUUGGAGUUGUGAGGAAACUGAUGAAAAGUAGAAAAGUCAUUGUUUUCACAGAAAACCUGGUUUCAUUAUUCAUCAAAGAAUCUCAGUUCAGUUUUAGUCAUUUGAAAACUUGCUUUUAUUAAAUAUGCUAACUAAAUUCACCAAGCUAACAACAUUCCGCUCUUUUACCAUAGCAAUAACAUAUAGUUGUAUAUUGAAGGAUCGUCCAGUGCAUAAAAUUAAAUUAAUAUAUUUUAUUCAUAAAUUUUUAUGUCUAUUUUUUAUUGAUUACUUAGUGAUGCAGUUUGUAGCAUUUAUCAUUGUUAAUGUUUAGGAUGUUUGUCAUUUAAAUAUAAAUAUAUAUACAGGGUGACCCAAUGGUCAGUUGACAAUUUUAAAUUCAGUUAUUUCAGAAUAGUGUAUGUGCAGAUAUAAAAACUUAUAUACAUGCUUAAAAUGACAUAAGGUUUUAUAAGACAUUCACGUUGCUACAUUUCAAGUACCAACUUCCAUCCAUUUAUUACUUAAAAUUGCAAUCAUUUGACCUAAUAAAAUAUAUUAAAAGAAGCAAUCUGAUAUUAAUUUUCUCCUAUUUAUAGAUAUUGUUAUUAUUAGAUAUUUAUAGAUAAAUUGUUGAUUUUUCUGGCUUUCAUCCAAAAAAUUUCAUAAUUAUUUAGAGUGGUGGCGAAAGUUAUGCUUUAAUAUAUUAAAAAUUAUUUUGACUACCAAGACACCUGAAUAAUCCAAAGAUGUGUGUUAAAAAAAAACCCAGUUGUGAUGUUUUUAAGUGCUGGUGAUAUUUAUGAAACAUCUAUUCACUUCCUACCACUAUAAAUUUUGAGGAAAGCAAGCAUUUCUAGGUUGGCAGAUCUGUAUGUUUUACAGUACUGUUUCUAUAAUUGUUAUAAAUAUUUCUUGUCAUUGAUUAAAGAACAUUACUGUUGCCUAACAUUGAUAAACUAUUCUGCCAGUUGAUGCUUCUAACUCAACAUAAUUUCUUAGUCAGAUUUAUAUUGUCUUUUCUUUUUAGAAUUGCAUAAUACCCUUAUGUCAUUUUAAGUUUUUGUGUUAAUAUUUAUCACUAUACAUAUUUGUGUUAAUUUUCAUCACUAUAUAUAUUUGUGUCAAUUUGUAUCACUAUAUAUAUUUGUGUUGUUAUAUAUAUUAUACCAUAAAUUGUUGAAUUUUGAAGUGUUGACUGACUUUUGAAUUACGUAUGUGUGUAUAUAUGUAAAUGAAGUUUUUAUCUUGUUGUGUUCCUAGAUCAUCAGAAAGUAUUAUUAUAUUGUGUAUGUAUGUUAAUGUUUAAGGAUGGCAACUUUUUUAUGUUGUGUGUAAACCAAAGAACUGUUUUAAAUGUUGUUUUAUUUAGAACUAUAUGUAAAAGUCUAUAUGCACAUAGAACUGCUUGAAACUAGUUCUAGUCUUCAUUUUUUUCUGAAACACUUGAUUGUUAUUGUUUGUAAAAUUCUAAAACUUAGUACCUAUUGUAUUGUUUAAAAAAGUUCCAGAAUUCAUUAUGAAAUUGGACUACAGACUUCGAUGCUCUGUAGUUUAUGUCUAGUCAUCUGCAAAAUAUUACAUCUAUGUCCAAAGUGUUGUACAUAAGUGAAUAAAUGAUGUUUAAUGUUUAUUGUUUAAUUUUAUUUAAAAGCCCCUAUAAUUAUUUCUGCAUGGGAAAAGUCAAAAGAGAUGAAAUAAAGAUUUUGAUGCUUGUCUCAGAA